GUUUCCACUUUCCAAUCUGAAUUUGUUGCUAUCAUCACCCGUGAGGUAUUUAAUCCUUUCUCUUAAAAAAGUAAAGUCAUCUUCUUCCUCGCUCUGAUUGCUCCAACCAGAAGUAAUUGGAACUUGGAUUACAGUAGAAUCACAAAUACUCAAAUACUUUACACUACACGCUUACGCUAUACCCUUUUAAUAUUACUUCCUCGCAUUCCCUUCUCUUCCCCAACAACUCUCCUAGGGUUUCGUCCAAUCAUGAACUGUGAAGUUUGCCAGCUCAAGGAACUGGAACUGGAGCAUUUCGAGAUUCGCGAGGUUUUGCGAUGCAUAUUGCACACGAUCGUCUUUCAUCGCGCUUUGGGUCUCGUCCGCCCAAAAGACGUUGACUUGGAGCUUUUUGACAUCACUUAUGUGCAAUGUGGGGAGGCAGAGCUUGAAAAGAAAAUAGAUGAGAAGAUUGAGCAGUUCGUUUGUUGGGUGGAGAAGCAUCCAAAUAAAAAGAGUCAGAUAUGUUUAUCUUUCUAUGAGGUGAAGAACAAACAGGCAUCUUGGUUCAGUAACAAGAUUGAACGCUUGUAUUGGGAGCAGUGGUAUAUUAAUCUGAAUGUAGCUCAGCAUCCAAAGGUGCAUUCCAGCAAGUAUCAUCAUUCCAAAGUUGUUGAUCCUGGAGAGGGACCAUUGGAUGAUAGAAAUGCUCGAAGUGCAGCGCUUGAGGCAUCGCUUCGUGAGGUUUUAUUUCAGAUAAUUAAAUUUGUUAAUGAGAAGAAGGAUCAUGUUCCACCAAUACCAAAUCUUGAUGGUGCUGUUUCAUUUCCCUAUGAAAUUACAAUACCAAGUUCAUCUGAUUCUGCAUUUGGGAUGGACAUGAUCAAGAGAAUGCUUCAGCAGACAGGGCAUCCAACAAUGCUAAGUUGAUUGUCAGAGUUUGUAAAGUGGUCCUAGGUUAAUGCAUUCUUGUUCAUAUGUUUAGGCUGGAAAUAUGAUGCUGAUUAAAGCUAAGUCAAGGUUCAAUCUCUGUAAAUAAAGUAGAAUCUAUAGGUGCAAAGUAACUUGUUUAUCUUUUCAAGUAUACUCCCUUAUUUAAUCUCUCGUUUCAUAUCUUGUAUUUCUUUUGUUCAUCUUCUCUCUAGAGUUUACGAUUGGCCUUUUCAAUUGUCACAUGAACAUCUUAGACCACAUACUACGCAAGGUUGUAUCAAUAUGAUUGGUUUGCCCGUUAUUGGAAGAUGAAUACUUUUGUGCA
Cajanus cajan (pigeon pea) is the source of this 1237-nucleotide messenger RNA. Its product is annotated as meiotically up-regulated protein. Gene Ontology annotation, cellular component: Atg1/ULK1 kinase complex; phagophore assembly site. The record is from RefSeq and is a predicted model, not a curated record. Lineage: Eukaryota; Viridiplantae; Streptophyta; Magnoliopsida; Fabales; Fabaceae. Gene Ontology annotation, molecular function: protein kinase binding. Gene Ontology annotation, biological process: autophagosome assembly; autophagy.